Orussus abietinus is the source of this 2986-nucleotide messenger RNA. Its product is annotated as bestrophin-4. Lineage: Eukaryota; Metazoa; Arthropoda; Insecta; Hymenoptera; Orussidae. The record is from RefSeq and is a predicted model, not a curated record. Gene Ontology annotation, molecular function: chloride channel activity. The transcript has 10 exons. Bases 297 to 2444 code for a protein of 715 amino acids.
UGCGCACCUGUCGCCCGCCCUCGGCGGACCCAAGAGCGUCGCGACGUUCCGCCCCGUAAAUCGGCCCACGUCCGCCGCUGCGCGCCGACGUCCCGGCGGCUUAUAAAUAAAAAAGGGCAGUGCACCACUCGAGGAAACUCGCCCCGAGGAAAGAAGGCGCACCUUCGAGCCACUUUAUGUCGAGAUGGCGAGAAAGAUGGAUGUCAAAAUCGUCGACGAUGGUCCUGCCCUCGACGGAGAUGCAUGACCCUGCUCGAGCCGCAUCUCACGACCCUGGUUAAGGACCUCCCGGAAGGAUGACGGUGUCCUACCAGUACCAGGUCGCCAGCUCCACGAGUGGAGGCUUCACCAGGCUCCUGUUUAUGUGGCGCGGGUCCCUGUAUAAAUUGAUAUACAGGGAACUAGUGCUCUUCCUCUUCCUCUUUGGAACCCUCUCGGCUGUCUACCGAUACGUGUUGACGGUCCCGCAAAAGAGGGCGUUCGAGCAGAUCGUCGUCUACUGCGACACGUUCAUCAAUCUGAUCCCACUGAGCUUCGUCCUGGGAUUCUACGUGUCCUACGUGGCGAACCGAUGGUGGCAACAGUACACUGCCAUACCUUGGCCCGACAAGGUGAUGCAUUCGGUGGCCCUUUACGUCACCGGGGACGACGAGUACGGGCGGAUGCUGCGCAGAGGCCUGAUGAGGUAUCUGAACUUAUCCCUGAUCCUCGUUUUGCGGUCCAUCAGUUCGGCCGUGAAGAGGCGUUUCCCGACCCUAGAUCAUGUCGUCGACUCCGGUUUCAUGACUUCCCUGGAGCUGGAGCUGUUCCAGUCCGUCCCCAGCUCGGAGUUCAACACCUACUGGAUACCCUGCACCUGGUUCAUCAACCUUCUGAAGGAAGCUCGUCGCAGUCACAGACUUCCCGAUGCCCAGGGCCUGAAAAUAAUCAUGGAGGAAUUCAACGACUUCCGGUCGAAAUGCGGCCUUCUGUGGAGCUACGACUGGGUGUCCAUUCCCUUGGUCUACACGCAAGUGGUCACCUUGGCCACGUACAGCUUCUUCGCGAUCGCUCUGGUGGGUCGCCAGUACAUCGAGGGUGCCAAGAAACCCUUUCAGAUGCAGGCCGACAUCUAUCUCCCCCUCUUCACGAUCCUGCAGUUUUUCUUCUUCAUGGGUCUGCUGAAGGUCGCGGAGCAGUUAAUCAAUCCUUUUGGCGACGACGACGAGGACUUCGAAUUGAAUUGGCUGAUAGAUCGGCACACCAAGGUGUCGUAUCUUGGCGUGGACACGUUAAUGAAUCGAUGUCCACCUCUUGUCAAGGACAUAUAUUACGAUUCCGAGAACCUCAUUCUACCGUACACCACGGCGGCCGCGGCCUACAAGAAAAAGACCUACCGCGGAAGCGUGGCCAACAUGACAGUACCGGAAGAGAAGCAAACGAUGUUCCUGCCCGAUAUCGUGGAGGAGGAGGAAGAGGACACCAAAGCCACUCCAACGCCCAGGACCUCCACCGCGAGUUUGGCGACGCCGGCGAACGACAGCCCGGUGGACAACAGGCGCCAGAUCAGCGGGUCCCCUCCAGCUACUCCGAAGAUGGCUCGAAACUGCCCUGAAACAGUUAUCCAGUUUGACGUCCGAGAAGCUGCCCCAGAAGCCGAACACCACGAGCGCCGAACUAUAGUCGACGCCAUGAAGAUAUUCUCCAAGUCGAAGGGCUCGACUCCGCGACUGGAGUACAGCAGGAAACCCUUCAUAGCGUUGGCCAAGCUGCAGAAUACGAGCCUUCAACCUUGGCCCAGUGCGACGAACCUGACCCACUUCGAGAAGGAGGAGAGCUCGAAAACGACACCCUCGUCAUCCGGGGCGGGGAAAUCGGACCGAGAGUCCGGCCUCCGAAGGAGGAGCUCCCUGAAGAAGCAGAGCUUUUCGGGGCCGGAGGAAGCAGCCUCCAAGCCGCCUCCAAGCGCAGCAGCUUCUCAGGGUGUCGUCAACUCCGGGUUUUCUCAGGAUUAUCUGACUCUGCCCGAACGGGUCUCCUGCCAAUGCAAAAUCGCUGACUCGAACGACAACAUCCAUUCCGACCUGUGCCAGUACCAGUGUCUGCAUAAGACCAUUUGCCAACACGUCGGGAGCCGUGGACCCGUUCGAGGGUCCACCAGGUCGAAGCCGAGCAGUCCCAGGUACCUCAUGAAGAGGCAGAGUUCCCUGGAAAGCGGCAGCAAGAAGAAAGGCGUCAGAUGGAAAUCCGGGUUGGUCGGAAGAGACGGGAAACUCAGGAGGAGAACAGUCGACAGCGUCCCGACGGCUGAAAAAAUGAUCGUUCAGACUAAGAGCUCGCCAGAGCUCAGUACUUUCGACAAUGACGAGUUCGUCGAAGACGCGGACUCUUUGGACCCCUCGAAAAGGGUCGACAGUGAAACGACUAUUUCUUCCAGUGAGGUGCAGGAGUGUUCUAGGGUUUAGGCGGGAUUUGGUAUUAAUGCAGGUUGAUUUGUGAUCAUUGAUCGUGGAUGGUGGAGAACUCAGUAAUUUUUCCUUUCUUGACGGAGGAACUGUUAAUAACGAUUCCUGCCAACGUGUCUUCCAAGGGUGCCUUCGGUGAUUGGGUGCACUGAGGUUUGCAUCGCCCGUAAAUUCGUCAACGAUUGUAGACAAGUUAGCCAUUAAGCACUUUUUUCGAUUCAUUGCGGAUGAUAGACCUUUGGUUAAGCAUAGAAUAAGCUAUUUAUUAUAUUAUACUAUGUAAUAUUUAAUCCACAAAGAUUGGGGGUCACAUGACGUAUUUUUUCAAAAAGAAAAAAAAUGUAGUUACGAUUGGGUGAAGGCACCGAUGCAACGGACUCUACAAUUAAGCUAGAGAAUUGACAUUAUGUGAUUUUGAUGGAACCGAUUUGUCGGAAUAAUAUACCUGGCAAAUUCCCAUACCUGCCACUGAAAAUUGUGAACACGUGGAUGUUAGAUUAAAGUAUUUUGUUCCUUCAUGGAAAUUUCUCAAUGUGUUGUGC